CCACUUUAACUGUGCGCCCGUAAUAUUUUGGUAGGCGUGAGCCGCUGAGAUUUGUUGUAGUAAGCUUACACCGGUUCUCUAUGUCGUGUCGGAGAGAGCAGCGCAGUGAUCAUACACAAGCGCCGGCGUCGAGCCCCUCCUUUCUCCUCUAGCUAGACGCCCCGUUGCCCAGGCCACACAUUUUUAAAUAAAAUAAAUGUCACCGCACAGCCAGGAAACUACUCGUCAGCCUGCUGGUCCGUAACUACGCUUCUCUGCGCCAUGUCAGCCAGCGUCCAUAGUCUUGUGCUAGCUAGCAAGUAGGCAAGCUAGUUAGCCGCACGAAAUGCUAGCACAGUUCGGUAGCUACGUUCCGUUCGGCGUUUCUAUGGUUUUUGCAUCUUCUUUAAGUGAGCGUCAUUUCAUCUCGGAAUUCGACAAGACUGCUAUGAACAAUGACCAUAGUUGACAGAUCUUCAGAAAAGUCUGACCACGAGUCAGCCGGAUGUAACCGAUCCUCCUUCACCAGUGGAGACGUGGGGAUGGACGGCAGUUGUUCCAGCAGCUGGGCAGUGGGCCCCACUGUACCCAGUGACUCUCCAAGGCUCAAGGCUCCAGUAGGCUGCCUGGCCCCCACUCCUGGAGCUGCUGUGUACAACAGUACACCCUCCUCUGUGGACCGGCCCAAGGAACAAGUGGUGAGCAGUGGCGAUGGAAUUGACUUGCCCCAGAAGGUGCUGUUCUCACCAGAUCGGCUCAGCCUAAAGUGGGCCCAGGUUCACCGCAUUGGUGCAGGCCUCCAGAACAUGGGGAACACCUGCUUCCUCAACUCAGCCCUGCAGUGUCUCACCUACACCCCUCCUUUAGCAAACUACAUGCUGACACGGGAGCACUCCAAAACAUGUCAUGAGCCAGGGUUCUGUAUGAUGUGCACCAUGCAAAACCACAUCAUUCAGGUUUUUGCCAACUCUGGGAAUGUCAUUAAGCCCAUUGGUGUACUCAAUGAGCUUAAGAGGAUUGCAAAGCACUUCCGCUAUGGAAGCCAGGAAGAUGCUCAUGAAUUCCUGCGGUACACAGUGGAUGCUAUGCAAAAGUCCUGCUUACCUGGAACCAAAUUGGACAGGCAAACGCAGGCAACCUCUUUCAUCCAUCAAGUGUUUGGCGGGUACCUAAGAUCCAGAGUUAAAUGUUUGAACUGCAAAGCUGUCUCAGAUACAUUUGACCCUUUUCUGGAUAUCACUCUGGAAAUUAAGACUGCUCCAAAUGUCUCCAAAGCUCUGGAGCAGUUUGUCAAGCCAGAACAGCUGGAUGGCGAAAAUGCUUACAAAUGCACCAAGUGCAAAAAAAUGGUAACGGCCUCAAAAAGAUUCACAAUCCAUCGCAGCGCCAAUGUGCUCACCCUCUCACUCAAACGCUUUGCAAACUAUAGUGGAGGCAAAAUCACAAAGGAUGUGAAGUAUUUGGAGCAUCUGGAUCUGCGGCCCUUCAUGUCUCAGUCCCAAGGGGAGCCCCAGCUCUACGGGCUGUUUGCUGUGCUGGUUCACUCUGGAUUCAGUUGUCAUGCUGGACACUAUUUCUGCUAUAUUAAGGCCAGCAAUGGGCAGUGGUAUCAGAUGAAUGACUCGUCUGUGUCAGUCAGUGACAUUAGGACCGUCCUCAACCAGCAGGCCUAUGUCCUCUUCUACAUCAAGUCCACAGAUGUGAAAAAAACUGGGGACUACAGCCACUUGAACCAUAACGCUGGCAUAUCUGGUCAGUCAUCUCCCCGGCCGGUGGUGAUCCCACGCACCAACACCACCAUCCAUCACAACAGUGUUGGCUUCAUAGGUCCCCAGCUGCCACCACACAUGAACAAGAGUUCUCUUCAUGUUAAUGGGAAUGGAUCUCUGAGGGACUAUCCCACAAGCUCCAAGCCCAGCACCAGCGGCAGUGCGGUGGGGAAACCAAACCAUGGACUAGCUUCUUCUGCUUCCUCUUCUUCCAUCUCCCACUCAGUCAGCCGGCCCACAAUGAUUCCAGACAGCGACAAACGACAGAAGCUUUCAUUUUCAAUUGGGCUAAACAAACCGAACCGCCCAUCUGCUUCUUCCUCCUCUUACUGCCAGCCGUCCUCCGCCAGCAGCUCCUCCUCCUCCAGCUCUUUGUCCUCCUCACAGUCUACCUCAGAUGUCCAACCAGACGUUCGUUUUAUUCCGCGUCCACUAAACCAAGUCAGCGGCAUGCCUUUCAGUAAUGGGAAUCACAACCCUGUAGGAAACGGGGCGUCCUUCCUGGUGCCGUACAGCCAAGAGUCUUCAGAGGAAUCAGACCAAGAGAACUGUGGCACUCUGGAUAACGGCAGUUCAUCCAAGUCUCAUCCUAAUGAAAAUAAAGACACAGGAAAUGUCUUUGACAAUUCUUCCAAAACCGCCAAUGGGGAGUCAGGAGUGCACCAUAACGGCAGUGGAUUAAAUGGACAAACGUAUGGAGACUUCAAAUCCAGUCAAAAUGGACACCACAAUGGUCAUCACAAAGUGAAUGGACACGGUGGCCCUGACAAGAUCUCUGACAGUAAUCAUGGCAGUUUGACGUCUACGGCUCCUGUUGCUAAUGGAAUAGGCAGUGACCAUAGCCAACCAAACAAAGAUGCCUCAUCCCAGGCCAGUUCUUCUCAGAGCAUUCGUCCUGCUGCUAAUGAAAGCCAGGAUUUCUCCACUCCUGUCACAAGGGCUAAAACUCCAUCUGAACCCCUGCCUCACUGUACAGAAUCCUCCGCCGCUAGCGCUUCACCCUCAGCUACUGCUACAAAUACCCCUUCUGUUGCAGUUAAAGAAUCUGCUUCCGCUCUUUCUUCUUCUGGGCAAGAUGGCAACCCUGCAGCCUUACCCCCUCAGCCGGGCUGCUCUCAAAGCACCAGUGGGGCUUCUGCAGCUCCACAGAAAGUUAGCGUAAGCAAGGAUGAAGCCAAGGAUCUACCACAAGAUAAAUGUGCAACAACAGGGACUGAUGGACGUAAGGAUACUAAGGAGCAGUAUCAGUUCAAGCCUAGUUCUAGUGGCAAUGAAAGACGAUCUUCCCGAGACAGGGAGAGGGAAAGACUGUACUCUAGCUCUGGCAGAGAUAGAGAAAGACACUACAGGGAUAGGAGUCACGAACGAGAAAGCGAAGGCGAUCGUCACCGGUACAGACGGGAAUACAAAGACGGUCACCACCGCCAGUACAGGGAUCGUUUCCCCCUUUCUGGACGUUACUACAGGGAAUGGGAGGCCGAGCGUCACCGGGAGCGAACCUUCCAGCACCCUCGGGAGCGUGAUCGCGACAGGUGCUCUAACCAUUACCAUUACUACCGCUACCGGUCGAGAGAGGACAUUGACCAUGAGCGAAGGGGAUAUGGUUACUCCCACCGAGAGGAGUCUCGUGGCAGUCGGAGGUGGCUGCAGGAUAGUAGAGACUCCUGGGCAAUGAAGGAUAAGAGUAAUGGCAAAGAGAGGGAAUAUUACUCCUCAAAGGAAGGAAAUUUCUCACCUUCUACAGCACCAGAAACAAACAAGUUCAAGGGCUCCCCACCACGGGCUCGCCUUUCCUCUCCAGACAAAGAGGAUCAAAAUCGCAAGAGGACUGAUCGUCUCAGCAAAGACAGGGACGACAGCUCUGAGGCCCGCCACACUAAAAAACACAAAAAGAGUAAGAAAAAGAAGAAAUCAAAGGAUAAAGACAGACACCGUGAGAGUGGAAGUUCUGACGGAGAUUCAGACAGAGCUGCGGAAAUGAGGAAGAAAAAGAAAAAGAGGAGACAUCGGGACAGCGAUCCUGAACUGCACAGCCCAGACGCAGCUCGGAGCCACAGAAACAGAAGCAGCGAGGAAAGGGAGAGCCGCAAGCGACACCACUCUGACAGAGACUUUAAACAUGACAAUGGCUUUCCAUCGGAAAAACGUCGCUGCAUAGACUACGCUGACGGCAGCGGUGGCCAUCUACUCCCUUCCAAUCAUACCACACCGGCAAACGGUUCAAGUUACGGCCAUCUCAAUGGACAACCAGGUUACAGCCAAAUCAGCGGCAGUGGAUUUUCCAGUGACCUGAAACACUGACUCUAUCCAUCAACCGAAUUUUAACAACAGCAGAGGAAUGACAUCAACAUUUUUGACGUGGUGCUUCUUCAUUAGGAAUAAUAUUGUAUUUUUACCACAAGUAAAGUGUUUUAAAAUUUAAACUAUCCCCCUUUCUUUUUUUUUUCCUCAAAUGGGCUUAUUUAUUUGCCGUAAUUUCUCCUAGCUAUCGGUUAAAAAGAAACUCACCUGUUGAACAUUUAUGAUGAAGAAUAUUAAUAUAUACUUGUAUGAACACAAAGCCUGGAGCUUAAACAUCUCAACUGCUGCUCAGUGGAACUCAGGACUUGGAAAAAAAACGUGUUAACAUCAAUCACAGAUAUCCACCUGCUUCGAAGAGGAACGAAACAAAGGGAAUGACGUGAUGCCCGAGAGGACUGAAAGGUAUCGGAAGUUUAAGAUGUCACCAUAUCUACACAGCUGCAAUGUUUUACUUUAUUUCUUUCUUUGAUCCCACUGGGAGCCGUGAAACUAAUGGAGUUAUUUGUGCAAGGGGAGGGAGGGUGGGGUGGGGGGUGAUGAGAACAGAGUUUUGCUGACUGAUACCUCCAUGUUAACCCUGGAAAGACUUGAGAACAUUUCCCAGCUUUCAUUUUCAUCUUCGUUCCCAUUUGUGAAGCCUAAGAUUCACUCUGUAAUUUUAACUUUCUUCACCAGAUGCAGAGGUUUUUGGGUUUUUUUUUUUUAAAUUAUUAUUUUGUCAUGCCGCUCUCUCCCUUUUUCUUUUUUUUUUUUUU
Messenger RNA from Pelmatolapia mariae (spotted tilapia), 4804 nucleotides. RefSeq names its product ubiquitin specific peptidase 42 (gene usp42). The record is from RefSeq and is a predicted model, not a curated record. Bases 435 to 4049 code for a protein of 1204 amino acids. Lineage: Eukaryota; Metazoa; Chordata; Actinopteri; Cichliformes; Cichlidae. The transcript is spliced from 18 exons. Gene Ontology annotation, molecular function: cysteine-type deubiquitinase activity. Gene Ontology annotation, biological process: regulation of apoptotic process; protein deubiquitination. Gene Ontology annotation, cellular component: nucleus; cytosol.